GGGACGUCGUUCCGUAGGACCUGCGCGCUCCGCCACCGGCCUGGCGGUUCAGUCGCUUCUACCGAGCGGCACUCACGUUCCGUGUCCGGACCGCACGCGCCUUUGCCGCGCGCGCGACUAUCCUCUCUCUCUCUCUCCCUUUCGCUCUCGUUCUCCCGACGACCGCAGCAUCUCGCUGCGCCCGAGAGAGCUUCCGGAUCAAUCGCGCGGAUUCUCCGCGCGGGCUGAAUCGUCCGAGAGCCGAGAGAUAACUCGUCGAAUCGGCGAGAUUUUUCGAACGCGAGGCUCGUUUUCGCAACGAGCGAGACGCGGCCGGCUAACAGUGUUGUGAGGACCACCGGCGUGUUUGACAAGUGUGAUCAGUGAGCAGAGAUUCUCCAGUUUUCAAUUAGUGCUACUGGGUGCGCGAAGAGGAGCGCGAAGAGGAGCGCGAUCUUCGUAAGCGCGGGGCGACAGAAUAUAGCCUGACAGAAGUUUGGACUGUUGUAUGCAGCUACUAACAUUCUACUAACUACUGAACGCUACAAAUACGAAGAAGCUGGCAUUUUCUACGAGCGACAACCAAGUACGAGGUGGCGAUGAAAGAAAUUUGGAGAAAUUGAAAACUCAAGGUCAAUCACCGAUUAAUGUACAUCCCAGUUUCGGGUUAAUGGAGCGCAACCACCCAUGGAAGGGAAACGCGAUGACACGCUGCCAGCCGAAGAUGGAGGUUUCUUAAGCCGGGAUUAGAAGGUCGCCUAAAACCCAAGCUCUCCUGUCCUCAUCUCAGAUCGAUCAAAUCAUUGACGCGAGCUGCUCGAGGAGCCGCUUUAAACUUGCCGCACUAGAUUCGGCAGCGGGCACGGAAGCUGCUUCAAUCACGCGCGGCAAGGAGGAAUCUGCGGAAAUCUAAAACUGUGAUUCUACAUGACGACUGAUCCGCCAGGAGAGAGGAGGGAAAAAGGAGAGUCGCUCGAGUGGCCUUGAUCUCGAAUGAUCAAAGCACCGCCCGCUGAGAACAGAUUUAUUCUAUGUCUUGCGAACUUUCGAGAGGCCGGUUGUCGCGGCGUAGACGUUGCGGCACAAACGAUGCGCUGGUCGGUGAAUUAAAGCGUGUACCUGGGGCUGCUCGUUCGGACAAUCGAUAAUGCUGGGUCGUAAAACUCCGCGCGAGGCACGUAGCGUGUCUGAUAAAUAAUGCAAUUCUAUCGAGAGGAUAGAUGUCUCGAGGUGUGAAGCGAAAAGCGCUGGGUCACUCUUAGCACCUCGAACAGAGAUCUCGAAACGCUUCGUAUCAAUUACGACGCGGACACUGAUUUGUGCAUCGCUUUCUCUCUCUCUCUCUCUCUCUCUCUCCCUCCCUCGUGAAGUUGACCUGGAAUGCCAGAUCCCCCUCGGAAGAACUGAACAAGGGUUAAUUGGAAAUUAGGAAUCGAGUGUAUUUAUCCGAGACAAGUGAUCGUGCGCGUGCUUAGACGAGUGUCGGAGAAAGCGACGAGUGCGCGGAUUUCCUUACAUUUUUUUUGCGGACUAGGCCGAUUUCCGUGACGUCAUUGCGAAAACGAUUCGGAAUAGUGUGUCGGAUUUGGUAAAUAUUUGUCGGUACUUCGAAAUCGAGUAGUUUAACGCGUCACGAAGCAUCUCAUCGUGAUUCAAAGCUCGCCCGAUGUGAAUCGAAAAAGGGGUCUUUCCAUAUUGACACGCCAUAUCAAACACAGCUCGCGCAGAGACCCGGGCGCGACGUGCCGGAGUGCAUAAAUCGUACGUGUACGAGCAAUUAAGAAGUAAAUCGGAAGAGAGGUAAUUAACGUAGUAUCUAAAGUACGAAGACGCGCAUGCCUCGCGGUAAUUAAUUACUUUCAAUGUGAGUUUAGAAAAGUCGGAGAAUCUCUUGGGUAUCAUUAUACGCGGACUUGCAGAAUGGCACGUAACUCGUGAAUAAAAGCCGUGUAGCGUAUAAAUUUCUCGGAUAGUCCUAAUUACCCAAGUACCGCGAAGUUGUAUGAACUGAACUCCGGCGCGAUUGCGAAGAACCCCUUUCGCGGGAUCCCCUUUUACGGGAAUCUUUAAAAUAUACAGGGGCGAGAGAGAAGAGAGUGCGCGCGUGAGUCGCAAGCCGUUCUAAUUCCGCGAGAGUCAACCUAGUUUUGCGCCCGGCAAUUCUGGGCAAUUUUGGGCAAUUCUGGGCAAUUCUGGGCGAGCCGGAAUGCGGACGGUGCCGUAUGUGCUUCGUUAAACUGACAAUAAUCGUCAACCGCGUGUCACGAACUUGUACGUGGGAAAGCGAGUGUUGGCAAAUGAAAUUCCGGCCGUGCACAUACGACGAUGUCGUGUCGUGAUUUGAGCACUCGAGCAUCAACGUACUCGUGAAAAUUCGACGGUGUGUUGCGCAUCUCGACGAGGAAGAAAAUUGUCACGAGGAGAAAACGGAAGAAAUCUAAGAUUCGAGAGGAGAUUAUUCGCGAGUUACUUUGAAAGUAAAAACCAAUUUGAUACACACUUGACACAAAGAGGAUCGGGAGAGCGGGUUGUUCGUCGACGACCGACAGAGGAUGACGGUCCUUAUCAAAGCAUUGAUAACCUGUCGAUUCGUUUGAAUAUCCGUAAGAGGACGAUCACGGAAAGAGCGAUUGCCACAAAGGAGCGUCGCGUCACGCCAUCGAACAGCUAUUUCAGAAAAAUAACAUUUGUUAGGAAAGUUUGAUCGCGAUUACGGAUAGUUAUCACCGGAAAACCAUAAUCGACAAUUGUUGCCGCUAGGCAAAUGAUGGACCUUAUCGGGGACGACAUGUGAUACGAUGGACGAGUGGUGUGCGCGAUUAGCUACGAAAGAAUGACGGUGAUGUGUGAGUCCUUCAUGGAUAUUGCUCAGUGCCGGGAUGUUGCAGUGAGUAACUGUCAAUAAAAGAGCGACGAGUGUGACACAACGAGAUCAGUUUCGUCGUCGUCGUCGUCGUCGUCGUCGUCGUCGUCGUCGUCGUCGUCGUCGUCAUCGUUGUCGUCGUUGUGUCGUUGUCAACGCCGCGAAGAAGGGUAAGAAAAGAGCCGUCCGAUACCGCUCAUAGAAAUACCCAGCAUGAAGGAUCAUCGAGGAGGAUGGCUGCGCGCCGUGCUGCCCCUGAUAACGUUCCUCUCGCAUCAGACAGAAUGUGCAGCCAAGAACGGGAGAUCCGUAGUGGAGCACCAUCCGUCCUCUUACUGGGAGCAACCCUUUAGUCAGCCCUACUUCGACAACACGACAAAGAGGGAGACCACAACCACCGUCGGGCAAUCCGCUUACCUGCACUGCAGGGUGCGCAAUCUUGGCGAUCGUGCGGUAUCGUGGAUCAGGCAGCGGGAUUUGCAUAUCCUCACUGUCGGCAUCCUAACAUACACGAACGACCAGCGUUUUCAAUCGUUGCACAGCGAUGGCAGCGACGAGUGGACCCUGAAAAUCAGUUCGCCGCAAGUGCGAGACAGCGGAAUCUAUGAAUGUCAGGUCUCGACAGAGCCGAAAAUUAGUCAAGCUUUCAACUUGAGUGUAGUAGUCUCGAAGGCAAAGAUCAACGGCAAUUCGGAGCUCUACAUCAAAAGCGGGAGCGACAUCAAUCUGACCUGCAUCGUGCUGCAAACGCCGGAACCACCAUCCUUCAUCUAUUGGUACAAAGGCGAUAACGUGAUAAACUACAGUCAACGCGGGGGCAUUAGCGUCGUGACGGAGAAGCAAACGCGAACGUCACGUCUACUGAUCAGCAGAGCGCUGCCAGCCGAUUCCGGCAAUUAUACUUGUGCACCAUCCACAGCCGAGUCAGCCAGCGUUCUUGUCCACGUGCUCAAUGGGGAGCAUCCGGCGGCCAUGCAGCACGGAAACUCCAGCAACAGCGGCGCGGCCACGAGGACGCUCGCGUUGCUCCUGUUGCUCCUGCACGCCGGCUCCUUCGCGAGGUGACUGGUCGAUCACGAGGUGUUGCAGUAAGAGAGUAACGGCCGAUAGUUUCACCCAGGCGAGAGCGGGGCGACGACGAGGGUGGUGGCGAACGAGUGAAGAGACCAGGAAAGGUGGUGGAAGAGAGGAAACGGCAACGCCAUCACUGCGCUAACCAUCACCUGCCAGACUCUAUAAAUCAGCUCGAUCUUCUUUCCGUACUGCGAUCGGCUUGCCGUGGGGAGCGGGGGCGGGGGCGGGGGGAGAGGGGGGAGAGGUGGAAAAGUGCUCGCGAAGAGAACGAGAAAAAGAGGCGCCGAUAACAGCAACCGCGCGUGAGAGUGCUUCGCUGUUAGCUUUGCUCUCGCUUCCGGAGCAUAAACCCGGUCAACCCUAUCCGGUUCGGAUUUCCUCCAAGCGACCUCCGUAUCCCGUCGAUCGUCCUACGAUCUCGCCGGACGAUGAAACUCGCGCUACAAUAACGAUAUCGGAAACAACAACGUUUAGAUCCGAGACGACGCGACGAGCGAAUUCGGGGGUGUGUAAACUGGACGACGAGGAGCGAACUCUCGUCAAGGACGAGCGACGUUCGAAUCAUUCGUAAGGCGUCUCUCGACGAGAACGAAUGAUUUCUCUUACGUCGACGUUCGCGACGGCGGAAUUAGCAUUUCUUUUCCGCCGGGCGGUGAUCGCGUAGACGUGGAGAUCUAUCGGCAAAUGCCAGGCUGACUGUCGCGAAAGGUUCUCGAGAGGUAAGAACCGACGUGUUUUCGUGUCCGAUGGACUAGCCGGCGACCCAGAUACGCCAGGGCAAAACCACCGCGUGGAAUUCUACUCAAUUUCUGGUCGCCGGAUGCGGUAUUCGCUUCUUCCCCCGAAGAGAACAAAUAUUUUGAGGUUUGCCGCACUUAUCCUCACUCGCGCAAACUUCCGAGAUGUGUGCACCUAUAUACACGCUGCGUCAUACGAAUGUCACGUAAGCCGCCGGAUGUGCACUCCGGCCUGCCUGAAAACUUUGCGUCACCGGCUUCCAAAUGCAAUUUCUUUUCAAUCGCGGAUGCGCAUACCGUGUACGUUGCAAUUUCAUAUUUUAUAUUAGAAUAUCACUUUUGCUAUUAGAAGACUUUGAGAUGCCGCGGCGAGUUUCAAAUACAUAUUUUAAAUCUGUUCUAUCUCGAUGUGCGGAACAAUCGUUUUACAUCUUUGUAAAAUGUAAAAUAUCCAUCGAUUGAUUUUUACCUAUGCGCCAUGAAAGGUGCGUUUACACAACGGCGAGAGAAAUGUUGUAAUAUAAAUCUGUUAUUGUCCCGGGCUGCUUACGAGACCGCAAAAUAUUUCCCGCCACAGCGGCCUUUCGCUCCUCCGAAUCGAUUCGCACGCGCGAAACUUCCGCCGAAUAAAUAUUUCAAGCUUGCCCGCCACUUACUGCGGAACUGGCUAAACGGAAUCGGCUAUGACAAUAAUCGAUUUUCGCCCUUUCGCGAGAGACGAAAAAGCCACUGAAGUAUCUCUGAAUUAUGCGGCCCGGGUCACGCGGAAUUCGUAGCUUGGCAAGGGAGGGACGCCCGCAGUUUCGCCCGGGCGCUCCAUUUGCAUCUCAGGACGCCGAAUUUACGAGCCGGAGGGUCGUCGAUCCUCGCCACGGCCACGAGACCGGUCCGCGCAUCCGUGUGCGCGUAUGAUAGACUCGAUAAGUUAUAUAACUAAGCUCGACGUACCUCUCGUUGGCGUGAGAGAAAUAUCGGCGUGAUCGAUACGGGAUUGAACUGCUAUAUUUUCUCGCUAUUAUGCUUAGGUGUCGCAUUCAAGCCCGCGCAUUUAAUUAGAAACACUUGUUUCAUGCGAUUAUUUUCUCUGCUCGGUUUUGCUCUUCACGCAGAUUUUCCAUGCACAGGACCUUGCAGCAACAUUGCAAUAUUGCAUAUUGCAAUAUAAUGUUUUAAAAAUAUUGUUAAUAUGUAAAUAUGCAAUAUGAUUUUAAUAAUGUUGCAACAAUAUUUUAAAAACAUAGUAUUGUGUAUAAAUAUAUUUGUGUAUGCGUGUACAUUUUCUGAUUCAUCGAGUUUAUAAGCAAUUUUAUACAAGUAUCCUAUAUUAAAUUUUAGCACGAGUUUACCAUGAUUAAUCAUAUAGAAUUAUUUUUUUAAAUGCUGGCAGUUUUGUACUUAAAGAAAUUUUUCGAAGCAAAAUACAAUUCAAUUUUAAAAUUGUGUAUUCACUGCAAACUUUUAAUGCUAAAUCAUAAUGUGAUUCUAUGGCACUUCAAAAAUUAUAAUGUUAUUUAAAUCAUCAAAUCCGUGGGACAUAUAUGCAAAUGCGAAAAGUUAAGAAACUAAUUGUAUAAAUUUGCAGUUGCGCUAUUAAUAAUGUAUUAACACGCAAUACAAUACAUAUUAUAUAAAAUAUAAAUAUCGUAAUAAUACAUUAUUAAUAGUGUAUUCUAAAAAAGUUUACAUAAUUAUUUUCUUAAUUGUUGGAACUUGUGUACACACCGAUCGCACAAAUUGUUCGUACAAACAAAAAACACUAGGGUGAUUGGCCCAAUAACGUUUUCAUAUUUUUCAUUCUAAUACUACAAUUGGAACAAGUGACAGUAAUUGGGAUAGUUAUCUUAAUUAUCAUGACAUUACAAAGCAUUAUUAAAUAUAUAUUUAUAUUGUAAUAUGCUGCAAAAUUUGUAUCACAAUACUUCUGAAAAUAAACAUUUUGCCAUUACGGCAAAAUUUUGUUUUUGUAGCGUUGUAAUAUUGCAAUAAAAUAUUUCUGCAAUCUUUCUGUGCUGUAGGUCGUUUGCGAAUAAUAAAAUUCGUUCUUUAAUUUUUUUCAUUAAAAAGAUUUUGUCGAAUAGAUUAAACUUGAUAGUUUAAUCUAUCGCAUUCCGCAUGUAUCAAAUAUACAUCAAAUUAAUUGCAUUCUCUCUCAUCCGAGACGAUCGAGAUUAUAUGACGGUCGGCCGUGCGGUCGCAGUUAACGCAACCAGCUGACGCGUCCGGAAUGUUCUUCGAAUAAAGUUCCAUCCGGCGUUCAGUCGCGGCAUCCGAGUGGCGCCGAGCCGGGAAAUACAUUGGUCGCGGAAAGUGACGGAAAGUUUAUCCUGGGGAAGCAGAGAAGCUCGCGACGGCACGCGCGAUACCGAGGGAUACGAUUAAUUCGAUGUGCGUGCCGAGUGUCGGUAGGAAUUUCGCCGCGAUUUCGACGCGAUACGAAGCCCUCGGGAGAUCUCGAGUCGUAACUUGGACGUGAAAUCCGCGCGCGUCCGAAGCCUCUAAAUCCACCGUUACCGAUCUGCCGCGAUUCUAUAUCCCGAUUUUACCCGCACGUCCGAGUGCGCAUCCGACGUGCGAAUCACCGCGUCAAAAGUGGAAGAUCCUGCGUGGAGCUGGCACGUCGACGAGCGGCCCUGCCGAGCGGACAGAUCGACAUGAAAGUGCGUAGACACGCUACGGAAGCGAGAAUACAGUGUUCCGGAUUCUCAGCGACGACGUGGGAGCGCGGUGCCGGGACGAUGACACGCGCGAGGCGCGAGGGACAAUGCGCGCUCGCUAAGAUAACGUUAAGCUUUAAGUGAUUAAAGAAUCGUAUCGUACUGGUCUAUCCGUGUAUACGUGACUACUCCAUAGAUCUCCGAUCGCGAGUGGGUCGGUCGUGUCGUAGCGAGAGAAUCCGAGGCGCAUAUGCAAAACGUGACUGCGACGCGCGACAUGGAACAUUGUUCCGGGGUAACAAUGCAUUAUUGCGACGUGCUAUAUUUUCAAGAGAUGUACAUACAUGGCAUCGUCAAAUAAAUAUUCAGCCACGAGGAAAACGGAGCGAUCGGUGAUCGCAAGGCAGGGUUGGCAACUAACGUGUUGUUACCAUUACUCUUUUCGGUAACAAUCGUUACUCUUUUCUGUCUGUAACAGUAACGCCGUUACAUUUUUACAGUAACAAUAACGAAUUUUAUUGUUACUUUUCUCGUUACUUGAUAAAUAUGUAAUAUUAUACAUGCAUAUGGACCGUUUUAUUACGAUUAACCAAAAAUCACUAAGCGACACAGACAAUUGAGUGCCACUCUAAAAAAGAAGUUAUUAAACUUUCGUAAAAAAGUAACGAAAAAAGUAAAGAAUUGUUACUUUUUAAGUACGAUAACGAGUUAUUCCUUUCUACAAAAGUAACGGUAACAAUAAUGCCGAUUACUUUUAUAAAACAACGUUUCCUGUUGGAAAGAUCGUGAAAGAGAUAUCCUGAUGAUUGAUUACACGAUAGGAAACAUUUUGUAUUUAUGUUAAAAUUUGUGUUGAAUUUUUAACAUACCCGAGCAUUAAUUUAACAUAAUGUGAUUGUGCUAUUUGAAUAUUUUGUAUUUUGAUAUUCAAUAUUUCUUAUGCAUUAAAACAACAUAAUUUAUGAGUAAAUGAACAAAUAAAAAUGUAGUAUUGAAAUGUAAAUUUAUUCUAAGAUAAUAGAAUAAAAUGUACGUGUCAACAUAUUACGAUUAUUAAUUUUAUUUAAGAAGUGCACUUUUACAAUUGCGUCAAAAUGUAUCUUUUACGUUAUUUUUUACAUAAUAUUUCAAUACUUUCUAUAUUUAUCUUUUAUUAAAUCAACACAAAAAUUUAAGUUGGCUAUUUGCGAUAUGUUAAAUUUAACACAAAUUUUCUAGCUGUGUACUUUGUUUAAUACAAUUUUAUCUGUUUCUUUCUUUGCAAAUAAAUUCUCAAAAUCAUCGGUUUUUGCCUGCCUGUUAUUUUUCUCGAAAUGUAAUAUGAGAACUAAAUUUAGACAACGGAUUCGUGUUCAGCAGACAAAAACAUAUCGGAGUGUGACUAUUCACACUCGCGUUGUAAAAUGAUGUUGAAUAGCGUUAUUUAUUGGGAUUUCUUUAGCAUUGUUCUGUGAGUAGCUAGAAAAUUAUACACGAUGCACAUGUUGCGUAAUACAUUGGGAUCUGCUGGAAAAUUAGGUCGUAAUAUAUACGCAGCUAUUAAUAAGCUUUUCUCUUUUUGUUAUAAAUAGAGGCAUAUAAAUCUCAUUUUUCACCCAAAUAACACUUCUAUUGUGUUCUGUAUUUAUUCAACAUGUUCUGAAAAGGUUUUGGAGCAACUCUAAAAUGCAAGAACAGAUAAAAAUGCAAUGGAAUGUUAAAGUGACAUAAUAAGACUUAUAACAUCAAAUUUUAUUAAUAUCUUCGCAUGACAACUUGACGUUUGUAAAUUUGAAUAAUUCUCCAGUUGCCUUAUUUCUGUUAUUUAUUUUUGAAUUCGUAUUAUUUCUUGUAUUUCGUAUUUUAAAUAUGACACGAAUCCGCACAGAUGACAUGAAAAUGGGAAAAAAUAGAAGGAAAUUUCUUGAACGGUCUCUCCAGCUGCUCCAUUUUCUCGUUUCGAGCAGAAACAGUUUUCGUACCGAAUAUCAUCUUAAGGACUCGAUACGCCUCGGAUACGCGUUAUCAGCAGCACGAUCGACCCACGAAUAGCCGUACUGUACAUACCUUCUUGAAUGUAACGAUCGCUGUAACUCUCUUCGGCAUGAUUAAGAACCACGAUGUAACUCUUACUAAUUUACACUCUUAGAUCGAUCGAGUGCUUCAUCACCUGAAACGCAGUCGUUACACUGAGAUUAUCGUCACCAAUCGGUAGUAUCGACGAUCGUGGCCUGCCAAAAAAUCCUGGAUCGCGUUUCAACGCGUUGCACGUUUUCGCCAAAAAAAUGAGUGGAUCAACGAGAAACUCGGGGACGAAAAAAAAAAGAGAGAAAACGUUACAUCGCAGUGCGGAAUAUUUGGUCGUCACGAUUGUCGUGCUGAGCCGAAUCAAUCGGUACAGUCAAAAUAGAGAGAUCAUUUCAAUCACCGAGCGACUCAGCCAAAAUCAGAAAACGUCUCUCGAGAUAAAAAGGAAACUAAGCGAAGAUGCGGCACAGCCUUGUAAAUAGGAAGGAUCCGAUUUCCGAUCGCGUUAUCGUCGCGGUUUGCCCGUUGUGAAUCAGGGGUGCACAAGACGCGAAGACUCUUCUUUUGCUUUCGCGUCCUACUUUUCUCUCGCGAUACGCAAGCACGCGAAGCACCAAAGUGCGAGCAUAUUAAAUAUUAAUCCUUCCGCCGCCCGAGGAGUAACUUUACUUUCAAACUAAAUUACAGGAGGAAAAAUGGUGCACCGAGGUAAUAUCGGAAAUUUUGCUGAGCAGUGGAGGGAUCAAACGAUCCAGCGCGCGGAGCUCGAUGAAAUUUUGCGCACCCCUGAAUCUAAUAUCUGGUGGCGACCGAGAGGUGCCCCGUUACAGCGAGAAGGCGCGACGUGGUUGUAUGUUCCUGGAAAAGAGUUCCCGACGACGAGACGCGUCCCCGACGACGGUCGUUCCGUGCACGAUCGUCAUCGGGCACGAGAGAACGAAUUCUGCAAAAUCACCACCGCACUUCCUCUUUUCAUCCUCCCUUCUUCCCAACCUUCCCAUCCUUUCCAUCCUUCCGUCCCUAUUUUCUCCCGUGCUUUUUUAUACGCCGAACGAGAUCUGUCCUCGUUAGUACUUGUAAAUGGCUUUCGCGCACGCGGGUGCCGCUAAUCCUGCUUCUGUAUAUUCCGGAAAGAUAUUAAAAAAAAAAGAUGACGAGACUCGGACGCGGGCGCGAUUAAUUGGCUCCCGCGUCCGAGCCGCGAACGAACGAGAACAAACUGGUAGCGAAUAUAAGUUCAACCCGAUUGUACGAGAUCAAUUACUUGUUAGCACACGAGCGAUCAACGAUACGCUCUUAGCGACACUACUCGAAGGAUGUUAAACUAUCGAACGUACCAUUAAUGUAUAUAUAAACGAGCAGUACCGAUUUAUGUUGGAUCCAAUUGUACCAGAAUUCCUAAAGACAAUUAAAGGAGAAGAAAUAACGAUUA
Molecule: messenger RNA, 10746 nt
Organism: Solenopsis invicta (red fire ant)
Lineage: Eukaryota; Metazoa; Arthropoda; Insecta; Hymenoptera; Formicidae
Product: T-lymphocyte activation antigen CD86
Exons: 8
Coding region: 3056-3907 (283 amino acids)
Biological process (GO): synapse organization
Cellular component (GO): neuron projection membrane
Source: RefSeq, a predicted model, not a curated record